GAAAACAUCUACACACUCCCCAACAUCCUCACCACCUCUCGCCUCAUCAUGUCGCCCAUCAUCGGGUACCUCAUCUCCACGCACUCCUACACGCACGCCCUCGGGUUGCUCGUAGUGGCGGGACUCACUGAUUUGGCUGAUGGGUAUAUUGCGCGGAAUUGGAAUAUGAAGACGUUUUUGGGGUCUGCGUUGGAUCCGGCUGCUGAUAAGGUGUUGAUGACGGUGUUGGUGGUUGCGGAGGGGGCGGCGGGGUUGAUUCCGGUCCCACUAGCAGCCCUAAUCCUCGGCCGCGACAUCGGCCUCAUCGCCGGCACAGCCUGGGUCCGGUACAACACCCUCCCACCACCUAAAACCACAAAACGAUACUUUGACCUCUCCCUCCCUUCCGCGGAAGUGCGGCCGCCCAUGAUUAGCAAGCUCAACACCCUCCUCCAACUGACACUCAUGUCCGCCUCCCUCGCGGCGCCCGUGUUUGGGUUCCUGGAUCAUACCGCGUUGGAAGUGUUGCAGUGGACAGUGGGCUUGACGACGGUGUGGUCCGGCGCGCAGUAUGCGUUCGACAAGAGUGUGAUUAAGGUGCUUCCGCAGGCGGGGGCCGAGGGUGGGGAGGGCACGACUGGUGGGCAGGGGAAGGGGACGGGGCUGUGA
Fimicolochytrium jonesii is the source of this 648-nucleotide messenger RNA. RefSeq lists its product as uncharacterized. NCBI's taxonomy places the organism in Eukaryota, Fungi, Chytridiomycota, Chytridiomycetes, Spizellomycetales, Powellomycetaceae. Gene Ontology annotation, cellular component: membrane; mitochondrion. Gene Ontology annotation, molecular function: CDP-diacylglycerol-glycerol-3-phosphate 3-phosphatidyltransferase activity; cardiolipin synthase activity. The annotation marks the transcript as partial. Gene Ontology annotation, biological process: cardiolipin biosynthetic process. The transcript is spliced from 5 exons. The record is from RefSeq and is a predicted model, not a curated record.